CUGAUUGGUUCUUGCUCUGUCGCCGUUUUUCGUCCAGCACGCUUUUGUUGGAUUUCCGCCAUCCCUAUCGCCUGGCGAUUGGGCUAGAAGAAAGAGGGCAGCUGUUGCUGCUUUUCACCAUGGCCAGGGGAGGCCGCGCCGGCAGCGUCUGGCUCGUAGGUUUGAGAAGCUCUAGCAGCGGCGUGCAGAAGAAAACUCUGCCUUAGCUUUUCGUAGCAAUUUCCAAAGUAUUUUCCUGGUGGGACGUGCCUGCAUGGAGAAAAAGAUGGGAGAAGCUGUCGCCAGAGUAGCCAGAAAAGUGAACGAAACAGUUGAAAACAAAGGAGAUUCACUUGAUUUGGCAGAUUGCAAACUGAUGACCUUCCCCAUUGCCCUUUACAAAGUCAUGAGGCAUGUCACUGAAGGCAUACAUCUCAUCACUCUGGCAAAUAAUGAGCUGAAGUCUGUGACCAGCAAAUUCAUCACUACCUUCAGCCAGCUGAGAGAACUUAAUCUGGAAGGGAAUUACAUUCAUCAUCUGCCAGAAGAGGUCCGAACCCUGCUACAUCUGAGAGUCAUCAACCUCUCCAGAAACAAAUUUCGUCACUUUCCAGAGCAGCUGACCUCUUUGCAAGCUCUUGAAACAAUCAACCUAGAAGAGAAUGAGAUUGCAGAUGUGCCUGUUGAGAAGCUGGCCUCUAUGGAGUCUCUGCAGAGUGUGAACCUAAAGUCAAACCCAUUAAAUGAGGAGAUCCGGGUGAUUGCCAGGCCACUGAUCAAGUUUGACCUCCUGACAUCUCCAGCCAUUCCUAAAGUGUGAAAUAUGGUUGACUUGGGCAUACAGCUGUAUUCAGUCAUGCUUAUCAAGGGAAAGAGAAUGCAGUGUUUUGUGAGCUAGGACACUCGGGUCAGCUUUCAUAAGCUGUGCUGCUCCUGCAUGUGUUUGGUUUCUUGGGCCUCCAAAGUAGUGAGAAGCAUAAUGUUUUUGCCAAGUGGCAGUGGUUCUUGCCGAACCAAAUCUCUGCUAAACUGUGGAUGUACUGAAAGUACAUAAUGCCUACAAAGAAAAAUGACUUUUGAAGGAGAGCAGCUUUCCUAGGAUAGGCAAUGGUCUCUCUAGUCCUGUACCGCAAAGGAAAAUGUGAUGGUCACCCCCAGCCACCCUGGGCCCCUGGCUGCCUGGGGAAGGGAGAUCUGACCACAACACAGAGAGUACCCCUCUUGGAACUGCCCCCCUUCCCCCCUUUAGGGGUAUGCUGCCCCCAAAUGGGGGAGUUGCUUGAUUUGAUUAUAGGCUGCCCCUUAUUAUUCAGCCUAAUAAUAAGUCUUUUGAGAUAGCAUGGUGUAAUGGCUUCAGGCGUGAGCAGUGAAAAUAGAGAGACCACACCAGGUUUACAAACAAUUAAAGAGUUAACUAAAAACAGAAAUAAUAAUAUGAUUCUUGAGGAAAGAUAUGCAUUACAUAAAAAUGCCACCACAUUGAUGCAGAAAAAAUUACAAGAAACCCAGAAUAUCCUUUUGGACAAAUUACAGAAAAUCAGUAUGUUCCUCUUUGGAGAAAAACUAAUAUAAAACUGGAUAAACACAAUCCCCUUGCCCUAGCCUUAUCAGUAGCUAGGCUCAGCAGGCUCUCAGGGAAAUCUUGCACAUGAGCAACCCUUUGUUCCUUGAGGCCUACCUUCCAGGAUCAGCAAACUUCUGCCUCUCUCCCAGGUACCUCAUCCCCCUGAGAACCCACCUUGUUCUAAAAAACUCCAGAAUGGCUAUUCCUUAAUUUAAAAAAAGCUCUCCUUGUCAGUCAUAUACCCCUUCCGAGUCGGUUGCAGGAUGUGAUUAAUGAUCCAGACUGAUGUGACUUUCCACACAUAGGCCAAGGUGGACACAUUGCCUUGAAAGCUGUGCCCCUAGGCCAGGUGAUUCAAGCAUGUUAAUCUUCUACCUUCCUAAACAAAGACCAGUAAAAACAUGCAUUCCCAUAUUAUACAUUUCCUAAAAAACAAGAUCCACAUUAACAGCCCAGGACAGCAAAGACCACUUCCUUCGCAAAGGGUGUGAGUGGAAUACAGCAGGGGAGGGGACGUGUGGUGCUCCAGAUACUUUGCAAAGGCUGAUGGAAGUUGGAGUCCAUCAAUAUCUGGAGGGCCAUAGGUUCCCUGGAAUAACGUAUUUCCCCACACCCAGUGGACAGGAGUAAUCAACUAGGUACCUGGGAAAUAAUGCAUCAAGGAUGGCCAGCUUCUGUAACCCAUGAAGAAAUUUCACCUACACUCUCAAAAGAGAAACAAGAGAAUUGUAGAAAUUUUGCUCAUAGUUUCACCUGUAAGAAAAAGAAAAUCAGUUUCAAAAGUUGUGUCUGUGAGAGAGAUUCCACAUUUUAAUGUUACAACUUUUCUGGUUUUGUAUGUAAAGAGCCAGCCAGUAGGUGCUUGUUGACUUUGUUACAUCAUGACUGACAAACAGCAAGGGGAUUAGAUUGUGCGACAAAGAACAAUUCUGUACCCAGGAUUGUUGUCUGAUCAAUACUGUGGGCCUCAGGAAUAUAGAACAUGGUCCUCUCUUGUUUAGAAAUCCAUAAACAUUGUGUAAAUAACCAUGUUAUUGGAAGCAAAUUCCCCUGAUAAAUUUUGUGCUGUAUGAACAAGUAUUGCCUUAUAAUUGCUAUAUUGGAUUUUACACUUGAUCUUAUCAAGUGGUUUCUCGUUCCAGUACCAUGUAAAACAAUAAAACGCUAUUCAUGAUU
Rhineura floridana is the source of this 2719-nucleotide messenger RNA. RefSeq names its product leucine rich repeat containing 20 (gene LRRC20). The record is from RefSeq and is a predicted model, not a curated record. The transcript is spliced from 5 exons. NCBI's taxonomy places the organism in Eukaryota, Metazoa, Chordata, Lepidosauria, Squamata, Rhineuridae. Bases 254 to 799 code for a protein of 181 amino acids. Gene Ontology annotation, molecular function: protein binding.